CGCAUGCCCGCUUCGGGAGAUCGACAUUCACGACGCAACCGUGCGUUAGUGUGAUGAUCGUCGAGGGCUUCUCGAUCCAUCCAAACGAUAGUCCUUUAUCCCUGCGGUCGCCUCUGGUUUACUAGCCUCGCAAAGCUGAAACAUCGUGUUAGCGAUGUCGAUGAGAUUCGGAUGUUGGCCUUUGCGACGGCGUAGAGUCAGCGAUGCAUAUUCCCCGCACGUUCGAUCGCCAUCGCCGUUAGCAUGCAUAAUGCGGGGUCAACGGUCCGAUGAUCAAAGGCAUAUAACCGGAUCCGCGAUUCCUCAGUGGUGUACAGCAGGGAGAACAUCUUAUAACCUUACAUCUCAUAGCUCAAUUCCCAAAGCUCUAAGCAUAUCUACAUACCCUCCGGAUCAAGCUUACAGCUGCAAUGGAUACAUAUGAUCUAAUCGUCGUCGGCUCCGGCUUCGCGGGCACCAUGACCACCCUCAACUUCCUCGAGUCAUGCAAGGCACUCAACAAAAAUGGCCGGGUAGCCCUCAUAGAAGUCGGCAAAUCCGACGAGCGCUGCGGCGCCUCGCGCUGGACAAUGGCAUACCUGCGUCUCGACAAGGACCUUGCCUUCGACGAGGACUGGAAGCACGAAAUGAAAGCCGUCUCCAAAGGGGAGGCUGACAUGGAGUACUGCGAGAAGCUAGGCGCCGAGGCGCAAAAGACGGCACUGUAUGUCCAGGAAAAAGGCGUCAAGUUCGUGCACCACGAUGAGGAGAAUGUGCUGCUGGAGUUUAAGACCGGGCAGCACUUUGUGUUUCCCGAGGGAGGCGGCAAGGCGAUUAUCGACUGCUUGAUGGGGCAUAUACAGAGCUACAAGCACUGCGACAUCCACUGGGAGACUGAAGGCCGGCACCUGCUGACCGACAAGCGCGGUGCAAUCCGUGGUCUACAGGUGCGAAAGAAAGACGGACUCCUGUACGAGCUCCACGCGCCAAAUGUAGUCCUCGCCUGCGGCGGCUUCGAAGGCAACCGCGAAAUGCUGGCCAAAUACAUCGGCCGACGGACGCACGAGCUCCCCCUCAUCGCGCCGGGCCUAAAGCACAACCGCGGCGCUGGGCUAAAUAUGGCGCUCGAAGUGGGCGCCGCGACUGCCGGCUCCUUCGACGGCAUGCACUGCGAGCUAGUCGACACGCGUGCCACGAAGCCCGACGCCGUCAUCUGGGGCCAUAACUACGGCAUCGUGGUGAAUGAGCACUGCCAGCGCUUCUACGAUGAAGGGAAGCGACAUCUCUUCGCCACGUUUGAAAUGAUUGCGCUGGAGCUGUGGCGCGAUCAGAACCAGAAAGGGUUCUUCAUCACCGACGACACGAUCAUGAAGCGGUUCCGCCCGGGGUGGGUCUACGAUACGACGGACCAGGAACCCGUGACGGCGGACACGAUCCACGAUCUUGCGGUCAAGCUGCAGAUCGAUCCGGAGGCGUUGGAGAAGACAAUCAGCGAGUUCAACGCGGCGUGUAAUGACCAGCAGUUUGACCUCAUGAAGUUGGAUGGAAAGAGUACAACGGGACUAAGCCCGAAUAAGACCAAUUGGGCAAAUCCAAUCGUGACACCGCCGUUCUACGGGUAUCCGGUUACUUCGCAUCUAACUUUUACUUAUGGUGGCGUGAAGACGAAUACGGACGCGCAGGUCUUGGGCACGAACGAUGUGCCAAUUCAAGGGCUUUGGGCUGCUGGAGAGCUGACGGGGCUUUUCUAUAAUGAAUAUCCUCCAGCUACUUCAGUGCUGAGAUCGUUGACCUUUGGGCGCCUCGCUGGAGCGAAAAUAGCUGAGCGGUUGGGGUCGAAGUCGCUGCUGCAGAGCGUUACCCAGACUGUGAGAUCUGCCUUGUGA
Trematosphaeria pertusa is the source of this 1865-nucleotide messenger RNA. Its product is annotated as succinate dehydrogenase/fumarate reductase flavo protein subunit. Lineage: Eukaryota; Fungi; Ascomycota; Dothideomycetes; Pleosporales; Trematosphaeriaceae. The transcript is spliced from 2 exons. The record is from RefSeq and is a predicted model, not a curated record. Bases 411 to 1865 code for a protein of 484 amino acids.